AUGCAUGCACACUUCAUACAUGAAUUAUACCAAACUAUUGGUAUCGCUGAUGGCGUUGGUGGUUGGGCUAAAAAGGGGAUUGACACUGAAAUAUACGCAAGAGAGCUUAUGAGAAAUUCACUUAUCGCUAUGGAUAAUGAACCGAUGAAAGGUAACCUUAAAAGGGUUCUUGAAGAAGCUUACAAAAACACAAAUUCAGAAGGAUCGUCUAUGUCUCGUAUUAUAACUCUUAACUCGGAGAAAAGUACUAUAAUUGAUGCUAAUGUUGGCGAUAGUGGAUUUUUCCUAAUCCGAAAGGAAAAAAUUAUAUACAAGUUGCCGAUACAACAACGAGGAUUUGGAUGUCCAUAUCAAUUGGGAAACUGCAAUGCCGAUAAUCCUAGCGUUGCUCAGGAGAUGGAACUAAACGUAGAGAAAGAUGAUAUUUUGAUGGUUGGAACGGACGGGAUGCUUAAUAAUAUAUAUGAAAGUGAGAUUGAGGAAAUUGUCCGAAGAGCGAUCCACGAGAAGUUGAAGGCAGAGGAGUUGGCUUGUCAAAUUGGAAACGUUGCAUUGUAUAACUCUUUUGAUAGAUUUGCAGAUACGCCAUAUGCAAGAGCAUCUAAGGGACGACAUAAAGGAGGAACAAUUGAUGAUAUUACUGUUAUAUAG
Molecule: messenger RNA, 651 nt
Organism: Solanum dulcamara
Lineage: Eukaryota; Viridiplantae; Streptophyta; Magnoliopsida; Solanales; Solanaceae
Product: probable protein phosphatase 2C 55
Exons: 1
Coding region: 1-651 (216 amino acids)
Source: RefSeq, a predicted model, not a curated record